Odobenus rosmarus divergens (Pacific walrus) is the source of this 819-nucleotide messenger RNA. It is a transcript of the gene NPHS2, whose product is annotated as nephrosis 2, idiopathic, steroid-resistant (podocin). The transcript has 7 exons. The record is from RefSeq and is a predicted model, not a curated record. NCBI's taxonomy places the organism in Eukaryota, Metazoa, Chordata, Mammalia, Carnivora, Odobenidae. Gene Ontology annotation, cellular component: plasma membrane.
AUGGAGAGGAGGGCUCGGAGCUCCUCCAGAGAGGCCCACGGGAGAGGCGGCAGGUCCCCCCACAAGGAGAACAAGAGGGCUAGGGCGGAGAGGGGCGGCGGAGGCCGUGGGCGCCGGGACGCAGGGCGCGAGCGGGCGGGGAGCCGGGGGGAGUCCCCCGCGCCCGCAGCCACCGUGGUGGACGUGGAUGAGGUCCGGGGCUCCGGUGAGGAGGGCACCGAGGUGGCGGCGCUGCUGGAGAGUGAGCGGCCCGAGGAAGGUACCAAGUCUUCAGGUUUAGGGGUCUGUGAGUGGUUCCUUGUCCUCAUAUCCCUGCUCUUCAUCAUUGCGACCUUCCCUUUUUCAAUCUGGUUCUGCAUAAAGGUAAAACAAGAGUAUGAGAGAAAAAAAAAAUUCCGACUGGGACAAAAAAAAAAAGGGAGAGCCAAAGGAAAAAAACUUUUCUUCUUUUUAAAAAAAAAAGAUACCUACCACAAAAAAAAAAAACGCCUCCAAACUUUAAAAAAAAAAUUUCAUGAGGUAAUGACCAAAGACAUGAAAAAAAAAAAGAUGGAUGCCAUCAAAAAAAAAAGAAUGGAAAAUGCCAAAAAAAAAAUAAGCAGUCUUGCUAAAAAAAAAAGAGCUGUCCAAUUUAAAAAAAAAACCACCAUGAAGCGUAAAAAAAAAAACCGAUCCCUCACUAAAAAAAAAAUAGAGAGGCUGAGAAGAAAAAAAAAAAUUCUGGCAGGCACAAAAAAAAAAGUUCAGCUGCGGUAAAAAAAAAAACUCCAAUCCCUGUCAAAAAAAAAACCUUCCACGGUAAAAAAAAAAGGGUCAUAA